This is a messenger RNA of Trichobilharzia regenti, 960 nucleotides long. The record is from the annotation of a GenBank genome assembly. Lineage: Eukaryota; Metazoa; Platyhelminthes; Trematoda; Strigeidida; Schistosomatidae.
AUGGGACGGCCAGAAGCAGAUGCAGAGAAGGAAAAAGGGAACGCUGCGUAUAAAAAGAAGGAUUUUGAGACUGCUAUAGCUUGUUAUGACAAGGCGAUUGAGCUUGAUCCAACAUGUAUAACCUACUAUACAAACAAAGCAGCGGUGUUCUUUGAGAAACAUGAAUAUGACAUGUGUAUAGAGGUGUGCGAAAAGGCCGUUGAAGUGGGACGGGAAAACCGAGCAGAUUACAAGCUGGUGGCUAAGGCUUACGCUCGUGCCGCUCAUGCUUGUGAAAAGAAAGAAGACUAUGCAAAUGCGAAAAAGUAUUAUGACAAGUCAUUGUCAGAAUCGCGACAACCAGAUGUUGAGAAGGCCGCUAAGGCUCUAGACAAACUCAUCAAAGAGAAAGAAAAGUUGGCGUACAUUAACCCCGAGCAGGCGGAGAUAGAAAAAGCCAAGGGUAAUGAACUAUUUUCGAAGGGUGAUUAUCCGGGGGCAAUUAAACACUACACCGAGGCAAUCAGAAGAAACCCCACUGAUGCCAAAUUAUACAGUAAUCGCGCAGCCUGUUAUACCAAACUGAUGGAAUUCCCACUUGCUGUCAGUGACUGUAACGCUUGCAUCGAGCUGGACCCGAAGUUUAUCAAAGGAUAUCUUAGAAAAGGAGCUGCAUGUAAUGCAAUGAAAGACUUCACUCAAGCAAGAAAAGCUUUCCGGAAGGCUCUAGAACUGGAUUCUGACUGUACAGAGGCCAGGGAGGGUCUUAUGCAAUCAUAUACCAACGAUGAUGAUCCAGAAGCAGCCCGCAAACGUGCCGUAAACGAUCCCGAAAUAGCUUCAAUCCUAUCUGAUCCAGCCAUGCGCGUUAUUUUAGACCAAAUGUCAGAUCCUACUGCUCUUCGCGAACACCUGAAUAAUCCCGAAAUAGCAUCCAAGUUAAUGAAAUUGAUCGAUGCUGGCCUUAUAUCCUUCCGAUGA